UCGCUCUACACUCCGCCACACGCAUCCGCCUCCGCUUACAACGGCAGUAAUGGGAGCCUAAGUACUCGCUUUUGUUUCAUUCAGAUUUCCCCCCUACUAAUAGUAACAAUAAGAGCAAGCAACCUUCAAAAUGAGUGUGAUGCAGACGACGAGUCGCCUUAUGGGCAGCAUAUGCCAUCAAAAUGGAGUCGUGGACGGUUUAAUGCAUUACGGCGUGCCCUUCGUCUCCGCUGCCGCUUCGUCGCCGCAGCUCCAGCCGGCCGCAGCGACAUUGGACGCCGUAAACGGUAACAGCGGAGCCGCCAAACAACGACCAACCGAGGUGAAGUUACCCUCUAAGGGCAGCUUCACCACUAUAAACCACCUUAACAGUCAAGACGACGACGACGACGACAUGGAGGACAGCCAAGGUUCCCCGCCAGGAACGCCGAGCCCGGAGGAAGAGCACGACGGCGGGAACAACAUCGUGGACGCCGAGACUAGGCGUCUCAUUAGCCGUUUUCUUAGUGACUUUACCGGGCUUUCAACAGCUCGUUGGAACGAAAGCAACGCACACAAAACCAUGCAAAGGGUAGUGACGACCUUGUUGGAAAAGCACAAGUAUAAAUACAAUGGUAUCAUCAACAAAUUGUCACUGGACGACCGAGGGGACAACGUGAGCUUUGUGAGCGAAGUUGCCAAAAGCCUAUUCUCGGACGGAACCACCAACUGGGGCCGGGUGGCCAGCCUGGUGGCUUUCGGCGCCGUCGUGUCCCAGUACCUGAAAGAAAAAGGCCGGGCCCACUGUGUGGAGCUGGUGGCCCAAGAGAUCUCUUCAUAUCUUCUCUCGUACCAGCGCAACUGGCUGGUGAAAAACAACUCUUGGGAUGGCUUUGUAGAAUUUUUUCGGGAAGUGGACCCGGAGGCGACCGUGAGGAACACGCUAAUGGCCUUUGCCGGAGUGGCCGGCAUCGGCGCCACGCUGGCCCUGUUGAUCAGGUGAAUUUUCCGGAAGCAAAUUUUUUUUUUUGUUGCCAAAACAACGGACAUUGCUGGAGAGUUUUAAGUCCACGUUUUCCCUGGACUAAAAGACUGAAAUAAAGGCGGAGUUGUUUUCCAGGCUGCAGUUCAACAAAGUUCAGUCUCAUAAACGCCUCAGUUUUUUUUCCAACCCCAGCGAUUAUUUAAUUUUUGGAAGAAAUUUAUUUUUGUAAUAGAUGACUAAACGUUUAUAUACAAAUUUAGGAGAAUUCAGCCCAGGUUUUUUUGCGGUGUUUUGUGAUUUGAGUUGAAGAGAUUUCCCACGCAGAUUUGAGAGAGUUUAUAGCCGGAGACGAAGCUCAUUUCCGUAAAAAUCCCAUUCCGAAACAAGUCGGUCAGCCGUCGCUUCCGCGGUCCGACGCCAGCAGCCGAGGAAAUGCAGAACUCGGCCAAGUACUGCGGACUGGAACGUUUGAGUUUCGUGCAAGGACCCUCCAAAGGACUUAGUACGUAACGAACGCAAAAGGUGAACGUGUUCUUCCGAAAGGUGAGCACACUGCGCUUGAACCGGUCCAGUUGACCACCAAGAGAAUGUUUUCAUACAAAAUUUGUUGUAUAGUUAAUAAUAAAAAACAGUUCAAAUUG
Molecule: messenger RNA, 1605 nt
Organism: Corythoichthys intestinalis (scribbled pipefish)
Lineage: Eukaryota; Metazoa; Chordata; Actinopteri; Syngnathiformes; Syngnathidae
Gene: mcl1b
Product: MCL1 apoptosis regulator, BCL2 family member b
Exons: 3
Coding region: 131-982 (283 amino acids)
Biological process (GO): extrinsic apoptotic signaling pathway in absence of ligand; regulation of apoptotic process; intrinsic apoptotic signaling pathway in response to DNA damage
Cellular component (GO): mitochondrial outer membrane
Molecular function (GO): protein homodimerization activity; protein heterodimerization activity
Source: RefSeq, a predicted model, not a curated record